ACCUUGGGAAGGUGAAGGACGUUCUCACCGAAGGUUGAAGCUGACUCGAGUUACAAAUUAUAUCCUGUUUUGCAGAAAUUAAAUAGUAACAACCAAAAUGGCACAGUCGUUAACAAAGGAAUCAUCAUGGUGUGAAUUGCAGGAAUAUUAUAAUAAAAAUGGAGGCAAACUCAACAUGCUUGAGAUGUUCAAGUCUGAUCCGGAAAGAUUCAACAAGUUCAGUAUAAAGUUAAAUGGUAAAGAUGGGGAUCUCUUGCUGGACUACUCCAAGAAUCUUAUCAAUGAUGAUGUCAUGAAGCGACUCUUUGCUCUGGCCCGUGAGAGAAAGGUUGAUGACAUGAGAAAUGCGAUGUUUAGUGGCCAGAAAAUCAACUUCACUGAGAACAGAGCUGUGCUACAUAUCGCCUUGAGAAAUAGGUCGAAUACACCCAUCAUGGUAGAUGGAAAAGAUGUGAUGCCUGAUGUAAAUCGUGUUUUGAAACACAUGCGUGAAUUCUCUACUGCCGUCCAGAAAGGAGAGUGGAAAGGUCAUACAGGAAAGGCAAUCAAAAGUGUCGUCAACAUCGGCAUCGGAGGAUCUGAUCUUGGCCCCUUGAUGGUUACAGAGGCCCUACAGCCAUUCCAGUGUGGACCUAAUGUGUACUUUGUAUCGAAUAUAGAUGGAACACACAUGGCUAAAACUCUGAAACUUCUUGACCCAGAGACUACACUGUUCAUCAUAGCUUCCAAGACAUUCACAACCCAAGAAACAAUAACAAAUGCCAAUUCAGCAAAAGCCUGGUUGUUGGAUCAUAUGAAAGGAAAUACUAGUGCAGUUGCCAAACAUUUUGUGGCUCUGUCGACAAAUGCGAAAUUGGUGAAAGAAUUUGGAAUUGAUGAAGCAAACAUGUUUGAAUUCUGGGAUUGGGUAGGAGGAAGGUACUCUCUGUGGUCUGCUAUUGGAUUGUCUAUAGCUCUGUUUAUUGGUAUGGACAAUUUUGAAGAUCUUUUAGCAGGUGCCCACUUUAUGGACCAGCAUUUUGCCAGUGCUCCCUUGGAGCAAAAUAUACCAGUGAUAUUGGCAUUGUUAGGGGUUUGGUAUGUUAACUUCUAUGGAGCGGAGACACAGGCACUGCUACCCUAUGACCAGUACCUGCAUAGGUUUGCUGCUUAUUUUCAACAAGGAGAUAUGGAGAGCAACGGGAAGUAUGUUACAAGAAGUGGAAAGGUGGUUGACUAUAAAACUGGACCCAUUGUCUGGGGAGAGCCGGGAACCAAUGGACAACAUGCAUUUUAUCAGCUGAUACAUCAAGGAACAAGAUUGAUCCCUUGUGACUUUUUGAUGCCUGUUGAAACACAUAAUCCUAUACAAAAUGGAUUGCAUCAUCAGAUUUUAACAGCCAAUUUCUUGGCUCAGACAGAAGCUUUGAUGAAAGGCAAGACAACAGCGGAGGCUAAAGCUGAGUUAGAGGCCGCCAAAAUGUCACCACAGGAUCUCGAGCAUAUCUUACCACACAAAGUCUUCCAAGGUAACAGACCAAGCAAUUCCAUUUUAGUACAAAAGAUUACCCCGUUUACGCUAGGAUCUCUCAUAGUGAUAUAUGAACACAAAAUAUUCACCCAGGGUGUGAUUUGGGAUAUCAAUUCCUAUGAUCAGUGGGGGGUUGAGCUGGGCAAGCAGCUGGCCAAGGCAAUCCAGCCAGAACUAGGUGGCAAGGAUCCUGUCAGUUCUCAUGAUGCUUCUACCAAUGGACUGAUCAACUUUAUAAAGUCCCAUAAACUGUGAACAGCUUUUCAAUUACUGAGACUCUUAGACCUCACAGAAUCUUCACUGCUUCAAAGGAGCACUUGUUUCUGGGGCUAACAAAGUAGUCCCUAUGCUUCAAUUUGCAAAAUUUUAAAUUAUUCCAUGGUUUUCAAGUGCAAAAUAUUGAAAAUAUUUGCUUUCAUCUUCUGCGGAAACUAUGCAAAAUUGUUUGGACAUUUUAAACAAACUAUACGUAAGAUUUAAGAUAGAAAAGGAACUGUUUGAGCAAACAUGCAAGAAUUAAAUGAGCCAUGCCAUGAGAAAACCAACAUAGUGGCUUUGCGACCAGCAUGGAUCCAGACCAGCCUGUGUAUCUGCGCAGUCUGGUCAGCAUCCAUGCUGUUCGCUAACAGUUUCUCUAAUUGCAAUAGGCUCUGAAAGCGAACAGCAUAGAUCCUAACCAGACUGCGCGGAUGUGCAGGCUGGUCUGGGUCUAUGCUGGCCGCAAAUGCACUAAGUUGGUUUUGUCAUAGUGCGGCUCAAAUGAAAUUUGGAGUUUCAAAGUUGCUUUUCAUGUGACUGAAUGUUACAUAUUACUGGUAUUAAAUAUUGGUCACAGACCUGCAAAACACUAUUGGUACACAUAUAAUAGACUAACUCUCACUGAUAUUUGUACAUAGUGAUAUUUAGGAACAAAUGUUAGAAGAUAUUAUACAGAGAAUUUAGUAUUAAAUUUAUGUAUUGUUAUGGUGUUAGCAGAUCAGUUUGUAGAUCUAUUUACCAUUUCUCAUUUUGCAGCGAUAUUUAACCCAUUUAAAGUGCUAUUUUUUUUAUGUUUUGAGACCUUUGGUGCAUUGUUUUUGUUACUUUGUUUUAUCUUUAUUGUUAAAUAUUUGUAUAUGAAUGUAUUGACUGAAGUAUAUAUACAUGACAUU
Mercenaria mercenaria is the source of this 2661-nucleotide messenger RNA. Its product is annotated as glucose-6-phosphate isomerase-like. The coding region runs from base 98 to 1765 and encodes 555 amino acids. Gene Ontology annotation, biological process: glucose 6-phosphate metabolic process; glycolytic process; gluconeogenesis. Lineage: Eukaryota; Metazoa; Mollusca; Bivalvia; Venerida; Veneridae. The transcript is spliced from 17 exons. Gene Ontology annotation, molecular function: carbohydrate derivative binding; glucose-6-phosphate isomerase activity; monosaccharide binding. Gene Ontology annotation, cellular component: cytosol. The record is from RefSeq and is a predicted model, not a curated record.